AUGGAAAAAUGUUGUCUGCGAAUAAGGUUUUGUAAAUCAUCUUCUGUCGUUGUGCUUCGGCUUCGCCAACCAGCCUUUCUGUGCAUUGAUGAUAAAUCAAACUCCCUACAGAUCUAUACUUUUAGCCAUCUUAUAAGACUUUCAAAUUGCAGAAAAAGACGAUGUGUUUGUGAAGCUCAUGGAAAUAAAUAUUGUUUAAAACACCAUGCUAAAUCAAGACAGUUAAGAUUGCAAAUAACUGUCUUUUACCGUUUCAUAAUCCACGUAGAUAUCUUUCUUCCAAAGUAUCGCCAAGAUUUUGGGACACAACAAAAAAGUUUAACUUCAGUCGUUUGA
Messenger RNA from Echinococcus granulosus, 336 nucleotides. RefSeq lists its product as hypothetical. The record is from RefSeq and is a predicted model, not a curated record. NCBI's taxonomy places the organism in Eukaryota, Metazoa, Platyhelminthes, Cestoda, Cyclophyllidea, Taeniidae. The coding region runs from base 1 to 336 and encodes 111 amino acids. The transcript is spliced from 3 exons.